AAUACUGCUCGCAACUCAAAUAAUUAUUUAACUCUAAUAAUGUCAUUUUAACUUUAAUUAAUAUCAAAAUAAUGAUUGAUUUUUUUCAAUAAUUAUUCAAAUAGAUUAUAAACCAAUUAUCUACCUGAGAACUAUGUCAAUUACAUGAAUACGACCUAUGUAUCGAUCAUUUCUUUGGUGAACAAAUCUCACAGGUAAUAAACCUGAUACUUUACUUAGAUGAUAAAUAGGAAAUAAUCCCUGAUAAAUAUCUGAUUUGGAAUAAUUCUUCAAUUCUAUCAUCAAUUGAAACAACUUAACCGAAUAACAUUCUUAACACAAUAGCCAACACUCGAUACUGCGGCUUCUUCAACAUUUGACCAGUAUAGUUUUAAGCUACCUGUCAAUCGGUAAUCAGUAUUAAAUAAAUAUUUGUGAUAAUUAAUAAUAAAAUAAUCCAUUAGAAAUGGGUAAAGAUGAUGCUGAAACUACUGCUUUGAAAAAAGAACUUGAUGAUUUAAUUAAAAAAUGUCAGGAGGAUCAAAAAAAACAACAAGACACUAAACUUGAAGACGUGUGUGGUUCGCUACCAGAUGCUCCUAAAGUUAAAUUAUCCACUAAAAAACUUCUCAAAGGUCAUAUAAAUAAAGUGAAUUCUGUUCAUUACAGUGGAGAUAGCAGGCACUGUGUAACUGGAUCUCUUGAUGGUAAAUUAAUCAUAUGGGACUCAUGGACAGGAAACAAAGUUCAAGUAAUUCCCCUUCGAUCAGCUUGGGUCAUGUCAGUAGCUUUUGCACAGUCUGGAAAUUUUGUUGCUUGUGGUGGCAUGGAUAAUAUGUGUACUGUUUAUGAUGUUAAUAAUCGAGAUGCCACAGGAUCUGCUAAAAUUACUAGAGAGCUUCUUGGAUAUGAAGGGUUCUUAUCAUCAUGUCGAUUUUUAGAUGAUAAAAAUCUCAUCACUGGUUCUGGAGAUAUGAAAAUAUGUAUCUGGGAUCUAGAAGCAGGAAAAAAAACGACAGAUUUUUGUGCUCAUGCUGGAGAUGUUGUGAGCAUCAGUCUUUCUCCUGAUGGUAAUAGUUAUAUUACUGGAUCUGUUGAUAAGACAUGUAAGUUAUGGGAUAUAAGAGAAGAAAAAGCUAGACAAACAUUUUUCGGUCAUGAAGCUGAUGUCAAUUCUGUUUGUUUCCAUCCAUCUGGUCAAGCUUUUGUUACAGCUUCGGAAGAUAAAACUGCACGACUUUGGGAUCUUAGAUCAGAUCAACAACUUGCAACAUAUAAACCUCCAAAUUCCAAUCCUGGAUAUACUUCAUGUGGGUUGUCUUUAAGUGGAAGAUUUAUUUUUUGUGCCAGUGAUGAUAAUUCUAUUCACAUAUGGGAUACUUUAAAAGCUCAAUAUAAUGGAGCAUUAAAUGGACAUGAAAACAGAGUAACAUGUUUGAGUGUUGCACCUAACGGAAUGGCAGUAGCAAGUUGUUCUUGGGAUCAAUUCGUGAGGAUCUGGGUUUAAAUAAUUUACUAUCAUUGUCAUAAAAAAUUAGAUCAUAAUUAAAGUUAUUGAUAAACAAAAAACGAAAAAAUAGAGCAGUGAAAUUUAAUUCUAUUUAAAUAUCGGGACAUUUGUGAAU
This is a messenger RNA of Chelonus insularis, 1604 nucleotides long. It is a transcript of the gene Gbeta76C, whose product is annotated as guanine nucleotide-binding protein subunit beta-2. Gene Ontology annotation, biological process: G protein-coupled receptor signaling pathway. NCBI's taxonomy places the organism in Eukaryota, Metazoa, Arthropoda, Insecta, Hymenoptera, Braconidae. Bases 446 to 1486 code for a protein of 346 amino acids. The record is from RefSeq and is a predicted model, not a curated record. The transcript has 8 exons. Gene Ontology annotation, molecular function: signaling receptor complex adaptor activity; protein binding. Gene Ontology annotation, cellular component: heterotrimeric G-protein complex; cytoplasm.